Molecule: messenger RNA, 5849 nt
Organism: Brienomyrus brachyistius
Lineage: Eukaryota; Metazoa; Chordata; Actinopteri; Osteoglossiformes; Mormyridae
Product: feline leukemia virus subgroup C receptor-related protein 2-like
Exons: 11
Coding region: 3647-5155 (502 amino acids)
Biological process (GO): regulation of DNA-templated transcription; transmembrane transport; heme export
Cellular component (GO): membrane
Molecular function (GO): heme binding; DNA-binding transcription factor activity; DNA binding
Source: RefSeq, a predicted model, not a curated record
CACCAAGGGGAGACAUUUUUACCACACUGUCUCCUGGAAGCAACAUUUACAAUCUGCUGGUACAGAUGACCCACCACAAGGCUGAGCUUAAAUUAACCAAAGCAGAGUUCAAUGUAAAAUGACAUUUUUGGAUUUACACAGAAUUAUCUGUUUAGGACCAUUAUAUAUAUAUAUUUUUUUUUGUGAUUUGUAAAUGAUGGUUUCAAGAGUGAAAAUGAAAUUAAUGUAAUUUAAUGUCUUCUUAGUACUUAUCUUGUGCCCUUAUUACCUUUUCUAGCUUUUACUUGUUUCUCUUCUUUACUGCUGAGUCUAAGAGCUCCCGACAAAAAAUCCUACGUACCUAUACUGUGUGUGUUUGUACAAAUGGCUAAUAAAUGUCUUGAAUCUCGAAAUUAAGCAUAAAAUGUUGAUACUGACAGCAACUAUAAACUUGGUAGUAAUGACUCAAAAAAGGAGAGACAAUGAAAAGGACUGCCAUUCUGCUGUAUAUCUCUCUUGGAGUCUGUGGAUGGUAAGAGUACUACUGUAUUGUGAAAAUCUAUCUUCAACUUCUAAAUAACUUUACAGGUAUGCUGUCUUUAUGCUUUGGCAGCUGAUGACACGGAACAUUUUAGUGUGUAUAUAUACAUUUUAUUGUGUGUAUAUGCAUGUUAGUGUGUAUAUAUACAUUUUAUUGUGUGUAUAUGCAUGUUAGUGUGUAUAUAUACAUUUUAUUGUGUGUAUAUGCAUGUUAGUGUGUAUAUAUAUUGAACUUCCUCUGCCAGACCCUGGAGGAAAGACCCCCCCCCCCUUUGACUGUGGUUCCUUCCAAGGUUUCCUCCCACUAGGAAGUUUUCCUUGCCAUUUUUCACCUCUGGCUUGCUGUCUGUGAGCUUUGGGCAGGGAUAAUUGAAAGUGCCUUGAGACAAUGCAAUUUUGUGAAGUUGCGAUAUGUGAAUUGUAUUUAAUGGAACUGAAUUGAAAUGAAUUGGAUUGGACUGGACUGGACUGGAUUGAAUUAAAUUGAAUUGAAUUGACAUUGCCUCUGCACAUGCCCAGAGUUGGGGAACCAGAGUACCCAGCAGAAACCCAUAUGACCUGGGGGGACAUGUAAGCUUCACAUACAUAGCAAAGCCCCAGGACUGGUCUGUGGCUACAGUGGGGGAGACUUGGGACAGUUUAUGAAUCAAAGCUGUUACAUAUUUACUCAUUAAUCUGCAUAUGAUAAGUGCGACAUGCUUAAUAACUGACAGACUGUUGCGAGGAGCCUUAGCUAGCAGAAGUGUAGACCAGGGAUGUAUAGCCAGGUUGAUGUGUUAAAAGUCUGUUCAACAACUGACCACAUUCACCAAUGGUCCCUGGUCUCCCCAAUUAACUACUUGUUCUGCUGUCUACAUAUUAAAAAUCUAACGGUGAUAUUUUUGGUUCAAUCAUUUCACAGGAACUCAAGCUUAAAGUAAAUAGAAUUGCUUUGGUAACUGUUUCAGUCAUUGAAACCAUAUAAUGUGACUAAUCAAAGUUUCUGCAGGAACCAUGAGUACACAGAUGAUGGUGAAGAAACUACAUUAUUCAACCGCUAGAUGGCAUGUUGUGUGUAUUUAGCUUUUGCUUGAAACAGCAACUUGAGUAAAUUAAUUUCUCAUAUACAGAAUCAACCAAAAAAUUUGAGUACAUCUGCUUGAAUCCAUAAUUACUAAUGGUGUAAACAUAUACUUAUCUCUUAACAGGAAUGUAUGUUGGUGUUAUGGUCUAAUGAGUGUGUUUGUAAGAUGCAGAGAGGGUGAUUUCUGCUUCGGUGCCAUCCUCUGUUAGACAUUGAGGAGGUAGAGCCAUGCAAUGGGGCUGCAUUGCUGAUAACAGAGUCGCUCAACUAAAAAAAAUCAAAGGCAUGCCGAUCCACAAGGAUAGUCAUGGAAUUUUUAUAGGAUUAUUAUUAUUAAGUCCUUCAAUAUUUCAACACAAAUAAAUUCAUUGUGUCAGUGAAGCAGGUUUCAAGGCAAAUUAUGGCUAUUUUGAGCAAUCCAAGAUUUAGACAUUUUUCAAUUUGUUUGAACACUGUUUUUAGACUAUUUUUUGUUUUUUGUAUUGUGAUGUAUUCUUUAUUUUGAAGUAUUUACAGAAAAAAAUGUGUUACGUGAAGCAUGAACAAAUAGGUGUUUUUCAUCUGUGUUGACUACACUAUAGAUGGCUGUUGUAUUUUUCAACAGCAAUUCCUCAAGUUUGUAUUUUUGAUGACUUGAACAGCAAUACAUUUGUCAACAUCAAUCAAUCAGCUUGUUCAUGAAAUAUUCUUAAUAAUCCAUAAUCAGAAUAGUGAAUUUCAAGGUUUUAUUUAAAAGUCUGAAAGGUGCUUCAAUUUGAAUUGAUAACAGACAUUUAACAUGUACUGUGUUAACAACUGUAUUUAAGAACCAUUAUAGAACCUGCUUUAUAGUCAGUUUAGUAAAAUGGCCUUAAAUUUAACAGGGAGCACAUUUUAAAAGUUCCAGUGAGAUAAGUAAAAUUAUAUUUUGUGCAUUUUACCAUUUGUUAGGUUCUAAUUCAAAAUUCACUUAGUUUUAAGUUUGUUACAUCGUUUUAUAUGUACCAUUUUAUUUUAUUCAAAUGUGCAAUGUAUUUAUUUUCUGUCCCCAAGUGAUGUAUUUUGGAUUUGUGAAACGUAAAAUGUGUGGAAAUGAUAAACAAAAAUGCAAAAUUUAGAAAUGCAUGCGACAGGGGCGGCAUGGUGGUGCAGUGGUUAGCACCGGGUUCGAGUCUCCGCUUGGGUUACAUGUGUGUGGAGUUUUCAUGGUCUCCCCAUGUUGUCGUGGGGUGUUCCGGUUUCCCCCCACAGUCCAAAAUCUGCUAAUUGGAGUUUCUAAAUUGCCCGUAGGUGUAUGAUAAUCUACUUGCAUAUUAUCCAAAGUGAUUAAAUAAUAGGCCAUUUUACACCAUUAAAUAUCACAACCAUCUAGGACUGAAUUACCGGUCGGUGUAUUACGUUCUAUGACCGCCAGUGCACACUCGACGUUCUGAUUGGACCUUCUUGAGUGCUGUCUGACGGUGAUUGGUGGGUGGAGUCGGAGUUCGGAGACCACGUGAACACUGGAGCCCCGUCACUGCUCCGGGCAUCGAGCUGAAUUUGAAGCGGACGUGGGAGGGAGUGUUUUUGUUUUCUUUCGUUAAAAUGCAUUAGUUAUAACUUUCAUUCUGAAAUGUCCUUAACUUUUAAAGCAAUGCUGUGUCUAGGGGUGAUAUGUGAUCGCAUAAUAAAUUGUUGCUGAUUCAGCCGAUUAGUUCCUUGACUUCCUGAGGAAGUUUGACUAAUUGUUGUAAAUCAUUGAUCUAGUUUCUUACAUUUUUAAGUUAUGUAUGUGUUACUGUAUACCAGAAAACAGUUCUUUGUAGGUAGCGUGUUUGGGACUCUUUGGGAAAUGCAGUGCUUUCUAAAUUAACACGUGUUGACCGUUUUCGGGAGGUAAACCUUACCGUGGCUGUUUCGCCAGUGUGUGCCAAAAUAACCGUUCGCCACGAAGAAAAGGUGUCUUGACUUUAACUUUAAAACCAAAGCUUAAUACGAAAUAUUCUUUAUUUUUACUUUCAUGUUUCGGACAUUAAUUGUUUAACUAACAUGAUAACUCCAUAGGUUACUUUUAAUUGCUUUCUGUUCAAAACUAAUAGAAUUAAAAUGCAGGAGAAAUCGGAAGGUGCUGAUUUUGAAGUAAAAGGUGAAGCAAAUUUUUCGGUCUUACAAAAACCAACAACAUCUGACGGACAUGGAUUUUAUGAGCGCUCGGAUGGAAACGGCACUGAUAAACCAGCCCCUCGUUUGUACAAACGCCGAUGGCUUAUAGUGUUGCUUUUCAGCUCUUAUUCGCUCUGUAAUGCCUUUCAGUGGAUCCAGUACGGAAUCAUCAGUAAUAUCUUCAUGAAGUUCUACAAAGUUGACUCUUUCACUGUCGAUUGGAUGUCAAUGGUGUACAUGAUGACUUACAUCCCUUUUAUAUUUCCCGUAACGUGGCUUUUGGACAAGAAAGGUUUGAGGGUCAUCGCACUUGCAGGUACCGCCGCAAACUGUAUGGGGACCUGGAUUAAAGUGGCCAGCGUGAGACCGGACCUGUUCUGGGUUAGUGUCCUUGGACAGUUCUCCUGCUCACUGGCCCAGGUCUUCAUCCUCGGAAUGCCGUCCCGGAUCGCCUCGGUUUGGUUCGGCUCGGAGGAGGUGUCCACAGCCUGUUCAAUCGGAGUCUUUGGAAACCAGCUGGGUGUGGCCACUGGCUUCCUGAUUCCCCCCAUGCUGGUGCCCAAUGUGGACGACGUGGACCAGCUGGCUCACCACAUCAGCGUCAUGUUCUACGGGACAGCCGUGGUGGCCACAGUGCUCUUCAUGCUGGUGAUGGCAUUUUUCCAGGAGAAGCCAGACGUCCCCCCCACGCAGGCCCAGGUGGUGGCAUGCAGCAUGUCCGCAGAAUACUACUCCUACGGAGCCUCGAUCCUGAGACUGCUGAGGAAUGCACCCUUCAUCCUCCUCAUCAUUAGCUAUGGAUUGAAUGUGGGCUGCUUUUACGCUGUUGGCACCUUACUGAACAGAAUGAUAAUUGCACAUUAUCCUGGCCAGGAAGUGAAUGCAGGCAGGAUUGGCCUCACUAUCGUCAUUGCUGGGAUGGUUGGCUCCCUCAUCUCAGGAAUGUGGUUGGACCGCACAAAGACCUACAAGCAAACAACGCUGGCUGUGUACUUCAUGACGUUUGUGGGGAUGCUGGUUUACACUUUCACUCUGGAUCUUGGACACUUAUGGGUGGUCUUCGUCACCGCGGCAUCCCUGGGGUUCUUCAUGACAGGCUACCUUCCCCUGGGCUUUGAGUUUGCUGUGGAGCUGACGUACCCUGAGUCUGAGGGCACCUCAUCAGGGCUGCUCAACUGCUCCGCACAGGUUUUUGGAAUCAUAUUCACCAUCUGCCAGGGGAAGGUCAUGGACUCCUUUGGCAUCCAAGCGGGGAACAUCUUCCUUUGUGUCUUCCUUCUUACUGGGACCAUCGUAACCGGUUUCAUUAAGUCAGACCUCCGGCGGCAGCAGGCGAACAAGCUGGCUGAGACUGUUGCCGUGGGCAGUGGGCCCCCAGCCCGGAACUAUGAGGCCACAGCCUCCAUCAGCUCUCUGCAUAAGGCCAAAGACCCCCUAAUCCCAAUCGAUUAAGCCCUAAUACAGGCAGGCCAAGAUCCUGUCAAAUGAUUUGGAGAUCACCGUCCCCAUCGCUGAUCAAAAUGAAACCAAGAUGUAGCUCUGAAUGCUAGCAUGUGUGUGCGCGCACACACGCACGCGCACGCACGCGCACACACACGCGCACACACACGCACCCCAAAUCUCAGUAAAAAUACCUACAGUAUAGACACCAACAGAAACUGUCCUCAGUGCAUUCCAGCAGACACAGAUGUACAUCAACAUCUCUGAGAGAACUCAUUCGCCCAGUAUCAUGGUCAAGUUUGUCUAAGAAACACACAGCUCCUGAGAGACGGCUAGGAUGGAGAAUGUGUUCAAAAGUAUCUAGUGAUUUUGUCUAAGUGUAUUUACUAUUAAUGUGGACCCAGACCGUCCACAUUUUUGCUCCCUCCCAGCUCCCAGCACUUGAUUGUUUGUUUGGUUCAGGUUUGUGCCCCGUGGGGAGGGAGCAAAAAUGUGUGGGUCUGGGGGUCCCCAAGGACCAAUGUUGUUUCUUUUUGACUGUUUUGUACUAAAUUCAUUUCAUUUAUUGGUACUUUAAAUGUUUACAAAGUAAUGCUUACAGUAUAUUGUGAGAGCUGUAAAAUGUUAACUCUGGAUACAGGAAUUUUAUGUUUUAAGCAGAAGACUCAUCUGGUGGAAAUAAAGGGGAGUGGCUUUGCUACACAAA